Messenger RNA from Loa loa (African eye worm), 363 nucleotides. RefSeq lists its product as hypothetical. Bases 1 to 363 code for a protein of 120 amino acids. The transcript is spliced from 4 exons. The record is from RefSeq and is a predicted model, not a curated record. Lineage: Eukaryota; Metazoa; Nematoda; Chromadorea; Rhabditida; Onchocercidae.
AUGGAACGUUAUGAGAGUGUCGGUACAAUGAUACAUGCACGUUACUUUAAAUGGAAUAAUAUAAGACAGCAGAGCAUCUUCCGGAAGCCUAGCUAUAUUCACGUUGCAGUUAUAUUAUUGCAAAAAGCUGGUUUCUUUCUCGCCCAUCAAUUUAUUGCAAAAAUCUCUCGAAUCAUAACUAAGAAAAUAUUCGCACUCAAUACAAGAAGAGAUGUGAAACAUCUCUUUUCAAUCGUAAUCCGUUUAACGAUUAUGGCAACAAUUAUCCUAUUGAAAAUUUCCUUAGCUUUAACUAUUCUACCCAGUCUUAUGGAGCAACGGGAGGCUAUAAGAUCAAGGCAAGAGAUGAAGGAAGAGUUAUGA